CAACUCGCCAUCAUUCAUCCCUCCGUUGCGUCUUCACUUGUGUUUCCCCUCAACUAGCUUAUUCUUAGGACCUCGCUCUCGCAUUCCACACAGACUUGCAGCUCGCGUCGCCACGUAGUAGAGCACCAAAGACACUCAAAACAUCGGCUUAACUGCUUUUUCCACACAGUCACGAGCCGCCAUGGUCGCGGAGUCGUCGACACCCACGAAGGAUCUCUCGCAAUCCUUCGGUUCUCUCGCGCUGAACAGUACUCCAUCCGUUCACGCUGUUCGAGCCGAGAGCGAGAUGCAAGGCGAUGUAGGUCGAGAGAGCGGCGACGGGUCGGGUCUGCCUGCUGAGCUGCUGUCGACCGUCUUGGGGAUGCUGCUGUCGCUCGACGACCUCGCCACCGCCGCGAGGGUUAAUCGGGCAUGGCGCAUCUCCGCGCUGUCCCCCUCGCAGCUGCGCGCCUGCGCGAUCGACGACGACCGCCCUACCGCGCCCUCCGCGCACAGCCGCGCGCUCGCGCUCACCCGCGCUGUCUCCCGCGCGCCCAUGCCCCCAAACCGCCCCCUCCGGAGCUCUGGCUCAACCCCGCCGCGUUCUCCCCGUUCCUCCACUUCCGCACGCCGCAAAGUCCCCGCCGCCCGGCGCACACCGCCUUCAGCAACCCCGUGACAGCAUCCUCCGGCGCCGCUAAUGCGGUGGAAGUCUCCUCCUCCAGCCUCGCCAGCGGCGUGUCGUUCGGCGGCGCUGCGCCGGCGACACCAGAAGCUGCGGUCGCCUGCAGGCAGGCGGAAGGCGCGGAGGGACGCGGCUGGAACUCCGAGGAUGAGCGAGCGGCGGGCAGCGCGUACGGCGGAACGGGGGAAAGGGGGUCGUGGUCGUCGCCGCGCACGCCGUCGCCUGUGGCGAUGAGGGAAGGCGAGGUGACGACGCUCGAGGAGGAGGUCGCUGACGCCGUGAAACACGGCAGGUUCCUGGGUGACCUGGACCUGCGCUCUCCACGAAUUACGGACCGCACAUUGCAGCGGGUCCUGCGCGCCUGUCCGCGCAUGCAGUCCCUGCGCGUGCAGCACGUGUGCAUGGGCGCCACCUUCAACGGCUCCCCUCCCCCUUUCCACAGCCUCCUCUCCCCCACCUCCCCCUACCACCUCCCCGCCUCCACCUCCCCCUCCCCGUCAUCUUCCCCCCACCAGCUUCCCCUGACCACUUCGUCCCCCCCAUGCAGCCCUCAACCCUCCCAUGCCGCCCCCCCCACCUGCUCCGCCUCCCCGCCUCACACACCACGCGACUCCUCCUCUCCCCCGCUCUCCUCGCCGCGUCCUCUCCCUAGCCCGCAAGUGCCUCCCCCAUCCCCCCAUUCCCCCCUCACUUCCCCUCCCCCGCCCCCCUACCCGUGUGGCUGCCUGCCCCUGUCCGCCCGUGGCCUGGCGGGCAUUGGCGCGCUGUGUCCGCGGAUCAAGGCGCUCACCCUCACGCUGCAGCAUGUGGUGUUCUCGUGCGACCUGGCGGGCGUGAUGGCGUGCGUGGGCGCGCUGCCACGCCUGGAGAUGCUCGUGGUCGACCUGCACAUGCCUUUCUUCGGCCAGUCAGUGAAGCCCGAUGCCAUGUGGAGCACGCACUCCUGCUUCACGCACCAGGCCAUGGCAGCGCUGGUGUCGGCGGGGCCUGCUCCCCUCGCAGCACUGUCCCUCAGCCCCUGCGCCCUCACACCCUCCUCCUUCACCCUGCUCGCCACUGCUUUCCCCCGACUCAUGGCACUGGACCUGCAAGAGCUGCAGAGCAAACCCCUGCACCUCACCCACGCCCUGCCACUCCAGGCGCUCCAGCAUUUACAGGCGCUGGCUCUUGGCCCCACACUCAUGCCAGCCCCAGGUGGGUGGGAGCUGCCCCUAAGGGGUUUGCAGCGUUUGCGCUUGGAGAUGGAUUUCCUCCCCUCCCAGGAGUUGCUCGGUCAACUCCGCUGUAGCUGCCCAAAGCUGAAAAGCCUUCACUUGUUGUGGGGGCGAGUGCACAAAGGAGGAGUUAUGGAGGCAUACGUAUGCCCUUUAUCAUUAGAGACCAUCAGCUCCUUGUAUUCCAACAACCAGUGAUGAGAUGCUGUUCCAGUUACAA
This is a messenger RNA of Closterium sp. NIES-67, 2098 nucleotides long. NCBI's taxonomy places the organism in Eukaryota, Viridiplantae, Streptophyta, Zygnematophyceae, Desmidiales, Closteriaceae. The record is from the annotation of a GenBank genome assembly.